Molecule: messenger RNA, 2900 nt
Organism: Cylas formicarius (sweet potato weevil)
Lineage: Eukaryota; Metazoa; Arthropoda; Insecta; Coleoptera; Brentidae
Gene: mtSSB
Product: single-stranded DNA-binding protein, mitochondrial
Exons: 4
Coding region: 340-798 (152 amino acids)
Biological process (GO): positive regulation of helicase activity; mitochondrial DNA replication
Cellular component (GO): mitochondrial nucleoid
Molecular function (GO): single-stranded DNA binding
Source: RefSeq, a predicted model, not a curated record
AUCAGCAUGAGCAGCGCCACUAUAUCUUUAAAAGCUAUAUUGUCUCUUCUAUCGGCAGUGCAAAAUCUAUCCCACAUAGACAUAUACGGCGGCGUCAAAAGAACCAUCGUAGAAUGAAGCCUUUAUUUCAGUCUGUUUUUUUAAAUUUCUGCGUUCUCUAGCUCUUUGCAAUUCACAUCUCCGACAAACUGUAUUGACACCGCUCCUUCCAAAUUUGUACUGUGCUACAUCAAAAAUAACCAAGCUCCAUUAUCUAUGAAACUAACCUUAUUUUCAAUAUUAUCGGACCUAGCGAUUCGGCUUUGCUCUGUUAUAUUUUAAAAUAUUUAAUUAAGUAUAAUGUUGGUAACGAGAAUUUUAAAUACGUCAGUGACUACAAAAUUCGCCAAAAAUGUUCAAAUUUUUACACGGCACAUGGCAACUGGCAACAUUCAACAGGAACCUCCAAGAUUAGAAAAAACUAUAAAUAAUGUGCAACUUUUGGGUAGGGUCGGUGCAGAUCCACAGAGAAAAGGUAAUGAUGAGCACCCUGUUGCUGUGUUUUCAUUAGCUACUCAUACAAAUUACCGUUAUGAAUCUGGCGAAUUUCUGCAAAGGACUGAAUGGCAUAGAAUUGUGUGCUUUAAACCAGGUAUAAGAGAAUCAGUUCUAAAUUACUUAAAAAAAGGACAAAGAGUCUAUGUGUCUGGACGAAUCACCUAUGGAGAGAUACGCGAUGGAGAUGGAACACCAAAAGCAACCACUGCUGUAGCUGCUGAUGAUGUUAUAUUUUUCCAAAGUAGUGAUAAUAACAAAUAACUAAAACUUUAACUUUUUCAUAUUUCAUAAGUUUAGUUUUAAGAUUUAAAUAUAAAAUUAAGGAAAAUUCAUUUCAUCAAAUAAGAAUGAUUUAAAAUUAAUCCCAACAGUUGAAUGCUUUUUUUAUUUAAUCACCAAAUAAUAACAAUGAUAAUAAUCUGCGUAAUAUAUUGAAAAUUGAUUUUAAAAAAAUAAUAUCAAUUUAUGUCAAAGCUUACUUUAUUAAUUUACAAUAUAAGACCACAAAAAUUAGACACAGUCUAAACAUAAGCUUUACAUUGGGCAAGAAAACCCUAGAUUUUGUGAAUAUGCUUUUAUAUAACAACAGUACAAAAAUUUAAUAAGACAAUGCUAUACAAAAUUACACAAACAUGCAUCAAUUUAAAAAGCCAUUGAUUACUUUGAACAGAACAACUUGUGUGUGUCACACAAUUGAUACAGAGGGAGGCAGCAGAUAUUUUUAUAGUGUGUACAGUAAAUAAAAUAUUAUGUUAGGGUAAUAGCACCAGAAGCUAAGAUAAUUCAGGUGAAAUUCUAAAUAAAUGUAAAACUUAAUAUUAUUUUUAAAACGUUUUGUAAUUAAGUGAAUUAAGCUUUAAGAAUUGAAGGUCAUAUAUCGCAUAUCUUUAUAAGAUUCUUGUAUUUAUUUCAUAACAACAAAUAGGCAGAUAUCUGAAAAAAAAGAGAUGGAAACAUGGAAACUAAAGUAACAUAAUGAAUGAUUUACCUGUUCAGACCUGAUCAACCACUGGUUAAUUAUAAGAUGUUUGUGAUGAAGAAAGUAAAACAAUUAGCAAUAACAAAGCAUUUAAUUACAAAAAUCAAUCAAGAGAAUCACCUACUGCUGGUACAACCUCCCUUCUAACUAAAUCCUUAUACUACCGUAAAAUAUAUUUUUUUGAAAAUUAUAGUUUGAUAUGUAGGGAAAGGGCAAUUGGGAAAAAUAAGUUGUACACAUAUAUUUUCAAAAUGAAAUGUUUUUUUAAGUAUGCGCUUCAACAUAAGUUGUCAGAAGGAAAUUAAAUUUUGCUAUUUUGUUAGUUUUAGUUUUCACAAAAGUUUGCGCUGCGAAACUUUAACGAAAAGACAGUAUUAUAAACGAAAAUCUGUAUUUCUGCUAUCACAAAAGUUUGUAAAGUAUAGGCCCAUUAAAACAAGUAUUUUUUAAAAAUAAUUGGAGUGCAUAAUAAUGUGUAAUGUCACAUUUAACAUAUUUUAAUAUAUGUAUAAUUUAAAUUAACAAUUUGUGGAGAUUCAAGUAAAAAAAGUAUUACUAUGUGUUCAUGAACCUCACCGAUUUUUAAAGAAACCCGAGCAUAUACAAUAUGUAAAAAAGGAAAGUUGCUCCCCUACCAAGUUAAAAAAUGUAUUACUUUUUACAGUCCAGUACCAAAUUUCAAAUCAAUCUAGAGCGCCUAGACCUUGAUGGCGAUGGUGGAACUAAAAUAUUACUUCAAUAGGCGUUUCAAUCGGUUUGAACUAUUUUAUAAAAUUCAGACAAAACAUGUGACUGAUGAAAAUAAAUGAACAGGUUCAUGAACAAAUAAUUCACACUGUGGAUAUAAAUCUGCCAACUCAACAAGUUCUUAAAAAAAUAAUUCAAUUUAAUAUUCGAAACUAGCCCUUGAAACAAUUUAAAAUUGCAUUUACAUUAACUAUCACAUUCGAAUUUCUAAUAAUUAUAAUAUGUAGUAUCUAAGAACCGAUGGUAUCUCUUUAAAAUUUAGUACAAAAAACAUGAUCAAAUACAUGUUUGUCUUUAAUCCAGAGAACAAAAUUAAAACAAAUUAAAAAUAAAUUAUCAACCUAUCAUGCAAUUCAUUCAUUCAGGAAAUUAACAGCAAAAUUCCAAACACACGUUGCUUUCUAACGAUAGCCCUACCUGGUUUUACAAAUAAUUGUUUAAAAUAUUACCCAAACGUUGUUUCCCGACGAAAUAAUCCAGUAAACAAUAAUUUCCCAAAAUUUAUUCUAUAAUUUUGCCAAAGCCUAAUAAAUCAUUUAACAACAAACAAAACAGACAAAACCAAGGUAUCAAAUUCAACAUAAUACUCAAAUUACACUAUCAGUGCAUUGAAACUAAACGCUAAAACUCCUUAAGA